AUGAUUUUGACGCUAAUAAGACUGGCCCCAGAAGAAGGGCUGAAGAGCACCAUAUCGGAAUUCACGGAGUGGAAGGAGCAGGAUGAAAAACUGUCCGAGUUCAUCAUAUCUACCCACACUAUCCAUGGUAGCUCGCAGUUCCAGAAGCCCUCUCAUUCCCGGUGGACAUGGGAGUUACUUGGUGGACAGUUCCAUUAUGAUAGUCUACAAGUAGCCGAGGAACGUCUUCCUUUUAACUCCCGAGCUGAUAUGCCAGCGUGGAAUUGCAGAAGCUGCAGGCGAGCCGGAUAUAUCGUCCCUUCAGUUCUAACUUCCGAAAUUCGACAUGCCUUCACGUCGAUGAAGAAUCGUGUGGCGCCCGGACCCGAUAGGGUCAGACCGGAACGUGUAAGGAGUCUUCCACCUCUCAUCAUUAGUACUCUGGCUAAGCUCUUCACGCGGGCUGCAGUGAGCCCUGAAGUCAUUUUCAUGAACAACAAUGCGCGACCGCAUCGAACAUCUCAGGUGGAACCUCUCUUGACCCAAGAAGUUAUCCAGCGAAUGGAGGGGCCUGCCCGUUCUCCCAGCCUGGAUACCCUCGAGCACGUAUAG
Molecule: messenger RNA, 591 nt
Organism: Haemonchus placei
Lineage: Eukaryota; Metazoa; Nematoda; Chromadorea; Rhabditida; Trichostrongylidae
Source: the annotation of a GenBank genome assembly